CCGCUCCGCGCCGACCCGGGAUAAAAGGGCUUCUCCGGCCCCGGGAGCCACACGGCCCUCUCCGCCAGCGCCCCCGCCAGCUCCGCGCUCCAGGCACCGCCGCCCGACUCUCGAGCUGAGCCCAUGGCCCGCGCCGCCCCCGCCGCCGCCCCCCACGCUCUCCGGCUCCUCGCCGCCGCGCUGCUGCUCGUGCUCCUGGCGGCCGCCUGCCAGCGCGCAGAAGGGGCGCCCGUGGUCACCGAACUGCGCUGCCAGUGCUUGCAGACCUCGCAGGGAAUUCACCCCAAGAACAUCCAGAGCGUGAAGUUGACGCCCGCGGGCCCCCACUGUGCCCAGAUCGAAGUCAUAGUCACCCUCAAGAGUGGACAGGAAACUUGUCUCAAUCCCGAAGCCCCCAUAUUUAAGAAAAUCAUCCACAAGAUACUGAACAAGGGAAGCACCAACUGACAAAGAAGGAAGCAGAUCUUCGGUGGUGGUUCCUGAAAGGCAGUCCCCUACUCUUACAGGAACGGACAGUGAAGAAGAGAAAAGCUGGCUUUGGGGACAUUUAGAAAUGGCUUAAUGUGUUUGACUAUUUUUUUUUGUCCUAUUUAUGUAUGUAUGUAUGUAUUUAUUUUUCAAAGCUCAUAUUGUGAGAUUUUACAUGUUUGUAUUUAAAGAUGUGAAUGUGUUUAAUCAAACAUAAGUCAGUCCUGGUUGUUAUUUAAUUUAAAGAUGAUGGGUUUUAAUGUCUCAUUAAAUUAAUAUUUAUUGGGAGACCAAGUCCCCCAGCACUGUGAUGGAGUGAGAUAGGUUUAUAAAAGGGGAAUUAAAGCAGUCAGACAGUAAAAUGACUAUUAGGGUCAGGGAAAGUGUGUCCUCAUCUGUACUUGUUUAAACGAGUGUCAGUUGUUAUUUAUUGAAAUGAUAUCACAUUAUGUAGUCAACAUUUUUAUGUUGAAGCUUCCCUUGGACAUUUUAUGUCUUGCUUGUAGGGCAUAAUGCCUUGUUUAAUGUUCAUUAUGCAAUGUUUAUCUUGGAACAGAGAAGUUAAAACUACUGUUACAUUUUUACAAAGGAUGUAAAAAUAAAGGUUUUGCAAAAAAAUAA
Molecule: messenger RNA, 1089 nt
Organism: Manis pentadactyla (Chinese pangolin)
Lineage: Eukaryota; Metazoa; Chordata; Mammalia; Pholidota; Manidae
Product: growth-regulated protein homolog
Exons: 4
Coding region: 124-447 (107 amino acids)
Biological process (GO): chemokine-mediated signaling pathway; neutrophil chemotaxis; cellular response to lipopolysaccharide
Cellular component (GO): extracellular region
Molecular function (GO): chemokine activity; CXCR chemokine receptor binding
Source: RefSeq, a predicted model, not a curated record